CCCCAGCUGCACAUGGGUUCUACCUGCAUCCUGUCCCGCUGGCCAUGGUGUGCGCGGGGCUUCCCGGUGCACCGUGUGUGGCCACACUGAGCACGCUCCCGUGCCUUGCAGACGGACCAGCAGGCAGAGGCUCGCGCCUUCCUCAGCGAGGAGAUGAUCGCGGAGUUCAAGGCCGCCUUCGACAUGUUUGAUGCUGACGGCGGUGGAGACAUCAGCACCAGGGAGCUGGGGACGGUGAUGAGGAUGCUGGGCCAGAACCCCACAAAGGAGGAGCUGGAUGCCAUCAUAGAGGAGGUGGACGAGGAUGGCAGCGGCACCAUUGACUUUGAGGAGUUCUUGGUGAUGAUGGUGCGCCAGAUGAAAGAGGACGCCAAGGGCAAGUCUGAGGAGGAGUUGGCCAACUGCUUCCGCAUCUUUGACCGGAAUGCAGACGGGUUCAUCGACAUCGAGGAGCUGGGUGAGAUCCUGAGGGCCACUGGGGAGCACGUCACUGAUGAAGACAUUGAAGACAUGAUGAAGGACUCGGACAAGAACAACGACGGCCGCAUCGACUUUGAUGAGUUCCUGAAGAUGAUGGAGGGGGUGCAGUAAAGGACCAGACAUUCCUGGGGCCGGCAGCUGCGCCCAGCCCCUCUCCACCGGGGAGCAGCAGCUCCGCAGCGCCAGGCCCCCAGCCCCGGCUGCGCCCUGCCCUGCGUCGACCCCGCUGCCGUGGCCGAGCUUUUCCUCCGUGUGUGGUUUCAGUGUGAUCCUCAAUAAAAGGGGAGAGGCUCG
Messenger RNA from Strigops habroptila (Kakapo), 774 nucleotides. RefSeq names its product troponin C2, fast skeletal type (gene TNNC2). The transcript is spliced from 5 exons. Gene Ontology annotation, molecular function: calcium ion binding; enzyme regulator activity. The coding region runs from base 154 to 591 and encodes 145 amino acids. The record is from RefSeq and is a predicted model, not a curated record. NCBI's taxonomy places the organism in Eukaryota, Metazoa, Chordata, Aves, Psittaciformes, Psittacidae.